Messenger RNA from Gossypium raimondii (Peruvian cotton), 2119 nucleotides. RefSeq names its product NEDD8-activating enzyme E1 regulatory subunit AXR1. Lineage: Eukaryota; Viridiplantae; Streptophyta; Magnoliopsida; Malvales; Malvaceae. The coding region runs from base 131 to 1705 and encodes 524 amino acids. The transcript has 14 exons. Gene Ontology annotation, cellular component: cytoplasm. Gene Ontology annotation, molecular function: NEDD8 activating enzyme activity. Gene Ontology annotation, biological process: protein neddylation. The record is from RefSeq and is a predicted model, not a curated record.
UGGUAUGCCAAUCUAAACGACGCGUUUCAAUAUCCUCACCUUUGUGUCAUUAAAACAUACAUAGACAGACCGGUGCGUGGCCUAUGCGCACUGCGUAGUAAGGAAGCGAAGAAGCAAAUUGAAGCUAACAAUGGCGGAGCCUAAAACCAAAUACGAUCGGCAGCUCAGGAUCUGGGGUGAACAAGGGCAAGCAGCUCUGGAGAAAGCGAGCAUAUGUUUACUAAAUUGUGGGCCAACUGGUUCUGAGACUUUGAAGAAUCUUGUCCUUGGUGGUGUCGGAAGCAUUACUAUAGUCGAUGGAUCUAAGGUUGAAUUCGGCGACCUUGGAAACAAUUUUAUGGUGGAUGACUCAAGCCUUGGUCAGUCAAAAGCCAAAUGUGUUUGUUCCUUCCUCCAAGAGCUAAACGAUGCUGUUAAAGCUAAGUUUAUUGAAGAGUAUCCCGAGGCUUUAAUCGACACCAACCCCUCUUUUUUUUCUCAGUUUACCUUAGUUGUUGCCACUCAGCUGGUGGAAGAAUCUAUGGUGAAGCUUGAUAGAAUUUGUAGACAAGAAAAUGUGAUGUUGAUUUUUGCUCGCUCCUACGGCCUAACAGGUUUAGUUCGAAUCUGUGUGAAGGAACACACUGUAAUUGAAUCAAAGCCUGACCAUUUUCUAGAUGACCUUCGGUUAAAUAAUCCAUGGCCUGAGUUGAGAGGGUUUGCUGAUGCUAUUGAUCUAAAUGUGCAAGAUCCUGUUGCUCAUAAACACAUACCAUAUGUUGUCAUCCUUGUCAAGAUGGCCGAUGAGUGGAAGACAAGCCAUGGAGGUACUCUACCAUCAACCAGAGAACAGAAAAGAGAGUUCAAGGAACUUCUCAAAGCCAGGAUGGCUGCGACGGAUGAAGAUAACUAUAAAGAAGCUAUUGAUGCCUCCUUUAAAUUGUUUGCUCCUCAAGGAAUCAGUUCAGAUUUGCAGCAGAUAAUUAAUGAUAGCUGUGCUGAAGUUGGUUCUAGUUCUUCUGACUUUUGGGUGAUGGUAGCAGCUUUGAAGGAGUUCAUUGCAAAUGAAGGUGGUGGGGAGGUACCACUUGAGGGGUCGAUACCAGAUAUGACAUCUUCAACUGAGCAUUAUGUAAACUUGCAGAAGAUCUAUCAGGCUAAAUCUGAGGCUGAUUAUCUUGUUCUUGAAGAACGAGUUAGGAAUAUUCUUAAGAAAAUUGGUAGAGAUCCACAUAGUAUCCCUAAGGCAACGAUAAAAAGCUUCAGCAAAAACGCUAGAAAGCUCAAAGUUUGUAGGUAUCGCUCCAUUGAGGAUGAGUAUAAUAAUCCAUCUCCUGCUGAGCUGCAUAAGUAUUUAACCGAUGAAGAUUACAGUAUUGCUGUGGGAUUCUAUAUUCUUCUAAGAGCUGUUGAUCGCUAUGCCGCAAAUUUUAACCACUUUCCGGGACAGUUUGAUGGUGGAUUGGAUGAGGAUAUAUCUCGGCUAAAAACGACAGCUGUUAGCCUACUUAAUGAUUUGGGUUGUAGUGGCUUAACAUUGACAGAGGAUCUUAUUAAUGAAAUGUGCCGAUUUGGUGCUGCAGAGCUCCAUGCUGUUGCUGCCAUCAUUGGUGGAAUUGCAUCUCAAGAAGUCAUCAAGCUUAUAACAAAACAGUUUGUUCCAAUGACUGGCACGUUUGCAUUCAAUGCGAUUGAUCACAAGUCCCAAUUGUUGAAUCUGUGUUAGAGAACUUGAAGCAACGCAAUUGUUUGAAGCCCAACGGUACUAUUCAUCUCAUCUGGUUCAAACUACCUCAUGUAAUGUCGAUUUCAAGUGAAGAAAUGUUGGGAGUGGAAAAUUCGGUUGGGAGAUGGGAUAACAAAUUAUUUGCAGGCAUAGCUUUGGUGCUCCAUUUAUAAAAAGAAGAUUUUUGGGAUUGAGGCAGUAUUUUGUAUCUUAACAAGGAAGACAUAGCCUACUAUAUUCUCUACUUUAAUGAACAAAGUUGUAGCAAUGCUUAGGUUUUAGCAUUCUCCUUUUCCUCGCCUCUAAUUUUUCCCAUAUAUAACAACAUUAAAAGGAAUAGGUUUAAGUAUGCCCCCCCAGUCUUUGUACUCUUAAAACUUUUCAAAAUCAAAGUCCAAUUUGUAAUCUUGUUAA